Molecule: messenger RNA, 468 nt
Organism: Myotis lucifugus (little brown bat)
Lineage: Eukaryota; Metazoa; Chordata; Mammalia; Chiroptera; Vespertilionidae
Product: eppin
Exons: 3
Coding region: 1-468 (155 amino acids)
Biological process (GO): negative regulation of peptidase activity
Cellular component (GO): extracellular region
Molecular function (GO): serine-type endopeptidase inhibitor activity
Source: RefSeq, a predicted model, not a curated record
AUGGUGUCUUCUGGACUUUUGAGGAUCCUGGUGAUAUCCAUCCUUCUAGAGAAUGUCCAAGGAUUUAGUCUGACUAACUUGUUCUCUCCAAGGAGAUGCCCCAGAAUCCGAGAGAAAUGCCAAUUCAAAGAAAGGGAUGAAUGUUCGAAGAACAAAACCUGUCCGGACAAGAAGAAGUGCUGUGUCUUCAACUGUGGGAAAAAAUGUUUAGACCUCCAACAAGAUAUCUGCAGUUUGCCGAAAAAUCCUGGGCCCUGCAUGGCUUUUUUUCGUCGUUGGUGGUAUGAUAAGAAAAAUGAUACCUGUUCCACUUUCAUCUAUGGUGGCUGCCAAGGAAACAAUAACAACUUCCAAACCAAAGACCUGUGUCAGAAUAUGUGCUCCAAAAAACGUGAGUACCAAGGGCCUCGACCUCCCAUCCUCACCAGGGCCACGUGGGAGGUCUGGGUGUUGGCUAGUCCAUUCUAG